Naegleria fowleri is the source of this 1152-nucleotide messenger RNA. RefSeq lists its product as uncharacterized. The transcript is spliced from 2 exons. Lineage: Eukaryota; Heterolobosea; Eutetramitea; Acrasida; Naegleriidae. The record is from RefSeq and is a predicted model, not a curated record. Bases 1 to 1152 code for a protein of 383 amino acids.
AUGAACCCCAAUCAUCAGCACCACGUCGACCAUUCGCCGUCAUCUCCCUCUGUACAAUACUCUCCACCAUCCACUCUCCCAAGUGGUGGUGUUAAUCUUGUCGGAUCAUCUGGAUUGCCCAUGAUGAUGAACCAAAGCGUUCAAUACACUCCACAAGUACAGGUUUCUCCCUUCGUGGCAUUCUCACCCGCACAACAACCAACAAAUUUCCAUGAAGAAGAACAUCAUCACGAUGAUUCCAUGCUUGAACUCAAAGACUACGAUCAGAAUGUGCCUUCAAAUUUCGCAGUGGUUUCCCGAGGACUUCAACAGACUGGAAAUCAGAUCAACUCCAAGGAACACAACGCCACAGCACCAUUAACAAGCAUGUCCCAACCAUCGCCGCACUAUUAUCCUCCACAAUCAUCACCGCUACCAUCACAACAACAACAACACGAUGACACAACCUAUUCAACCAAUAAUCAACCUCAGAUCAUGAUGAUGCCUCGCCCAACCUCUAACAAUUACAUUAUGAAUCCUGGUGGACAUGUCAUGACCACUGCCGCUCAUCUCCAACAUUCGUACAUCAAUCCAGAAAUGAUGAUGACUUCAAAAUAUUCGACAUGGACACGUGUAGUUUUGGUAUUUGCCAUCCUUUUGACACUUUAUGGAGUGGUUCAAUUAACCUCUUUCUUCUUUACAAUUUAUGCCGUCGCUCAAGGUAUUUCUCAAUUUAAAUUUUCAGUGUCAUCUCUCGUCAUGCAAGCCAUCAUCACUGUGAUUGUUCUUGUGUCAGGCUCCAUUGGUAUUUAUUCCACUCUCACGAAGAAUGUCAAACAUAGAAAAUAUUCCACCAUUGCUCAUCUCAUUUCAUUGGCCUUGCUCAUUCUAGUGAUGGUUAUUGAAACCAUCAUUGCUCAUGUUGAGCUAAAACUUGAUUUUGAAUUUCCUGGAAAGGAUUCAACCACUGUGUUGGCAAUUACAAUUUUCUCUGCUGUCUUGUCCUUGGUUUGUGUGAUGGCCUGCUGUGGCUCUUGUCUAGGAUGUCAAGCCUAUCGACUUACCAUUAUCAAGAAUAUGGCUUCAUACUCUGAACAGAGUACUAGUCGUGGUGAGGGUUCUCUCAAUACUUCUCAAGAAGGCUUUGUAAGAAUGAAUGACGAAGAACCUUAA